AUGGUGGCCCGGAAGAAGGUGGCGGUCCAGCCCGCGGCGCUGGGAGGAGCCGAAGAUGGGGGUCUCGGACGGAGAAGAGAGGAGGGGGUCGCGUCCGAGAUGUCGACCACUGAUGUGGGGAGCGGGGGUGGGGGUGCUGGCCUCGUUGAGCUGCGAGGCAAAACCGGCAACCCCGUCGACCGGAUCGAGGAGGCAAUCGGCAUGGCCGAUUGCCUGCUCCAGACGUCCGGGGUAGCCAGGGGUCCCGAACAGGAGGCCCUGGUAGCGGUCGUGCGCUCCAUCAUCGAGGCGGGACGACUCCUCGUGGCCGAGAGCAAGGCCCACGCUAGGGAGAGAGCCCGCCUCGAGGCGGAUCUCGCCAAGGCUCGUGCCCACGCUGGUGCCACACCAGUGUCUUCGGCACCUGUGGCGUCGUCCGCCCCUAAGGAGCCGGACUUAGUCCGACUCGUGGCGGAGAUGGAGGAGCGAAUUAUGAGGCGCAUCUCUGCCAUAGAGAGCGCCCGUUGUCGCCCACCUCUGGCUCCGCCAAGAGCAACCUAUGCGGCCGCUGCCAGGGCGGGCCUAACAGCCCAGCCAGCAGCUAGGGUGGCUGGGCCGUCAUCAGCCCCCCCGCCCCAGAAGACCGGAAAGGGCAAAGGGAGGGGGAAGGCGGCCCCAACCCAAGCCCCAGUCUCGGCCCCGGCUGACACCGCACAGCGCUCGUUGGAGCGGGGCUGGACGGUGGCCGGGGACAACAAAAAGAGGCGGAAGGCCGCCAAAAAAGCGGCCAAGAAGGCGAGGAGGGACGCCGCCGCCGCCGCGAAGGGAGCGCCGAGGAAGCUCCGCGCCCCUCGCUCCUCGGCCGUCGUUAUUACUUUGACGGCGGAGGCAGCGGAGAGGGGCGUGGGGUACGCCGAGGUCUUGACGAAAGUCAAGGCCAACGUGGACCUCAAAGCCCUCGAGAUUCCGGGCGUCCGGUGUAAAAACACACGGACGGGAGCCCGGCUCCUCGAGGUAGCCGGCGCUACCAGUGGCCCCAAAGCCGAUGCCCUAGCGGCUAAGCUGAGGGAGUCACUGGAUGCAGCUGACGUCCGAGUGUCCAGGCCCACUAAAUGCGCCGAAGUCCGCAUCACGGGCCUGGACGACUCUGUCACGGCGGACGAGCUCAGACUCGCCGUGGCGGAGACGGGAAGCUGCCCUCUGGACAGCGUGAAGGCCGGAGCAAUACGCUUCGGCCCCGGUGGACAGGGGGCAGCGGUUGUCAGCUGCCCCAUCGCGGCGGCCCAGAAGGUCGCCGAUGGACGGAGCCUCCUGGGGUGCACUGUACGGCGGAGGCCACCGUAG
This is a messenger RNA of Arctia plantaginis, 1323 nucleotides long. The record is from the annotation of a GenBank genome assembly. NCBI's taxonomy places the organism in Eukaryota, Metazoa, Arthropoda, Insecta, Lepidoptera, Erebidae.